ACAGGUGUCGGGGAUCCUGGGAGAAAGGCCCAGAGCAGAGAGGGCCCAGGGGGGGCCCGGGGCCCUCCUCCCUGCACCGAAGUGGGCCCUGAGCCGACUGGUAGCCUGAGGCCACACCCAGGAAGUGGCAGAACGCGCUCUACCACCUGGGGCCCCCAUGUCCCACACGGGCGCCCUGCCAGGCAGAGACCACAGCCCACAUCUGUGGCCACCCCCGCCGGAUGCCACCUCUCCCUAACGUCCCACAGCAACGGCCCGACAGCUGACAUGGGCCCUGGCAUCCCUGAGUACAAAGGGGAGCACGGUGGCAUUUGCAUGUGCGCUGGGUGAGGGCCCUAGGAAAAUAGGCUGCCUCUGUUUGCAGACUCAGAGCCCCACACCCCCUCUUCAAACAAAGGCAGAUCCCAUUCCAGGAGCUGGGGGGGUGGGGGGGGGGAACUUGCCCCAGCCACUCUGCUUCCGGGCCCAUUUGCCAGGCGAGGGGAGGACAUGUGAGUGGCCAUCGCCCACCCCCACGCCGGGCAGGGUCCCUCCCAGUUCUCUGCCUACGGGACUGGCCCGGACUCAGCUGCCCAGACCAGGCUUGUGCUGAAAAGCUGGCCAUGACCUCGGAGGCCUCUUCUGGAAGCCGCCGUCCCAGGAGUGGGAUGCUGCGGAGACGGUCCCCGGAGGAGGACAGUACCGUCCUGAUCGACGUGGCCCCCGAGGCCGAGAAGGGCCACACUUACGGGAGCACAGCCCCCACCUCAGAGCAGAGUGGACACCGGGAGGCCGCCGGCGGGGUGGGGAGCCCCUCCAAGCCCCGAGUAGACUUCGUCCUCGUUUGGGAGGAAGACCUGAGGCUGGGUCGGCAGCAGGGUGGCGCCGGCCGGGACGAGACGGACACGCGCGGUGCCUGGAGGGAGACCUUUCUGGAUAACCUCCGCGCCGCUGGGCUACACGUGGACCAGCGUGCUGUCCAGGGUGAGAACGGAGCAGUGCACUACGUCCUCCUCAGGGCCCCCUGGGCCGUGCUCUGCUACUACGCCGAGGACCUGCGUCUGAAGCUGCCCCUGCAGGAGCUGCCCAACCAGGCCUCCAACUGGUCGGCGGGCCUGCUGGCGUGGCUGGGGCUCCCCAACAUCCUGCUGGAGGACGUGCCCGAUGUGCCCCCUGAGUAUUACUCCUGCCCGUUCAAAGUGAGCAAGCUGUCAAGGUUCCUCGGGAGUGACGACCAAGAAAACUUCUUUACCAGCACCGAGCGGCACCAGAUUCUGUUUGCGAUCCUGGCCAAGACCCCGUAUGGCCACGAGAAGAAAGGCCUGUGCGGGAUCGACCAGCUGCUGGCGGAGGGUGUCUUUAGCGCGGCCUUCCCCCUGCAUGAUGGCCCGUUCAGGACACCCCCAGAGGGCCCUCAGGCCCCGGGCCGGACCCAAAGGCAGGUUCUGUUCCGGUACUGGGCUCGCUGGAGCCAGUGGAACAAGUACCAGCCUCUGGACCACGUGCGCAGAUACUUCGGGGAGAAGGUGGCCUUCUACUUCGCCUGGCUUGGGUUCUACACGGGCUGGCUCCUGCCGGCAGCGGCAGUGGGCACUCUGGUGUUCCUGGCGGGCUGUUUCCUGGUGUUCUCAGACAUACCCACGAGUUGUGCAGCAGCACCGACCACUUUGAGAUGUGCCCGCUCUGCCUGGACUGCCCCUUCUGGCUGCUGUCCAGUGCCUGCACCCUGGCCCAGGGAGCACUCGGCGGGACGCGGGGCCCAGGGGUCCCACGCGAGUCACAGCCGCGCCCGCCCGCGCCCGCAGGCCGGCCGGCUCUUCGACCACGGCGGCACCGUGUUCUUCAGCGCGUUCAUGGCGCUGUGGGCCGUGCUGCUGCUGGAGUACUGGAAGCGCCAGAGCGCCACGCUGGCCUACCGCUGGGGCUGCUCGGACUACGAGGACAUCGAGGAGAGGCCACGGCCCCAGUUCGCCGCCUCGGCCCCCACGACGGCCCCGAACCCCGUCACCGGGGAGGACGAGCCCUACUUCCCGGAGAGGAGCCGCGUACGCCGCGUGCUGGCCGGCUCCACGGUGGUCGUGAUGAUGGUGGCCGUGGUGGUCGUGUGCCUCGUGUCCGUCAUCCUGUACCGGGCCAUCAUGGCCAUCCUCGUAUCCAGGUCGAACAACACCCUCCUCGCAGCCUGGGCCUCGCGCAUCGCCAGCUUCACGGGGUCGGUGGUGAACCUGGUCUUCAUCCUCGUCCUCUCCAAGAUCUACGUGGCCCUGGCCCACAUCCUGACGAGAUGGGAAAUGCACCGCACGCAGACCAAGUUCGAGGACGCCUUCACCCUCAAGGUGUUCAUCUUCCAGUUUGUCAACUUCUACUCCUCCCCCAUCUACAUCGCCUUCUUCAAGGGCAGGUUUGUGGGACACCCGGGCAACUAUCACACCUUAUUUGGUGUCCGCAACGAGGAGUGUGCGGCCGGAGGCUGCCUCAUCGAGCUGGCACAGGAGCUCCUGGUCAUCAUGGUGGGCAAGCAGAUCAUCAACAACGUGCAGGAGAUUCUCGUCCCGAAGCUACAGGGCUGGUGGCAGAAGUUCCGGCUGCGCUCCAAGAAGAGGAAGGCGGGGGCUUCUGAGGCGGUUGGCCAGGCACCUUGGGAGGCCGACUACGAGCUUCUGCCCUGUGAGGGUCUGUUCGACGAGUACCUCGAAAUGGUGCUGCAGUUCGGCUUCGUCACCAUCUUCGUGGCCGCGUGUCCGCUCGCGCCGCUCUUCGCGCUGCUCAACAAUUGGGUGGAGAUCCGCCUGGACGCGCGCAAGUUCGUCUGCGAGCACCGGCGCCCGGUGGCCGAGCGCGCGCAGGACAUCGGCAUCUGGUCCCACAUCCUGGCUGGCAUCGCGCACCUGGCGGUCGUCAGCAACGCCUUCCUGCUGGCCUUCUCGUCCGACUUCCUGCCGCGCGCCUACUACCGGUGGACCCGCGCCCCCGACCUGCGCGGCUUCGUCAACUUCACGCUGGCGCGCGCGCCGCCCGCCUUCGCCUCCGCGCACAACCGCACUUGCAGGUAUCAGGCUUUCAGGGAAGAUGAUGGGCAGUAUUCUCCAACAUACUGGAAUCUUCUGGCCAUCCGCCUGGCCUUCGUCAUAGUGUUUGAGCACGUGGUGUUCUCCAUCGGCCGGAUCCUCGACCUCCUGGUACCCGACAUUCCUGAGUCCGUGGAGGUCAAGGUGAAGCGAGAGUACUACCUCGCCAAGCAGGCGCUGGCUGAGAAUGAGGCUCUCUCUGGAACAAACGGAGCAAAGGACAACUACUCCCAGAGCUCAGAGAGGAGUUUGGGCCCACAGCCUACACUGCCAGGAGGUGGCCAGGCCUCACAAGUCCCUUCUCUCUGAGGUCACGGGGGUCACCCCAAGCCAGCAGUCCCACCUGGAGGUGAGGGACUCUGCCGCCACGGAGAUGUCAAAGGCUCACUGCGCUCAGAGGCCACAGCCCACCUUCUGCCCCUUCUUGGCCCAGAGCCGUGGUGCCCUCGGUGACCCUGGGCCUCUGCUCAUGAGCCCUAGCCCCUCAGGUGCCGGCUGCCGCCCCCCCAACCCCCUGCCCGCAGCAGCACCUGGAGCUUCCCUGCCACCUCCCUCCCAGCCCCCAGGGCAGGUGGCCCCGCACCAGAGAUGCUGGCCCCGACACUGUGGCUCAGGGCUCUCCCCACCCCCAGCUCUCUGCACGCGGGGCACAGCUCUAUCUCCCAUGUGCCACCGGGAGAAUCGCACUGGAGACUAGAACUAUCUAUGGGUCUCUAGUUAUCACUCAAAAGCAUGUUGAAGACACCCCUGGUUCCACAGAACCGAGAACCGACAUGCCGCGUGAUAAAACGAGUUCUAGCACACUA
Lynx canadensis (Canada lynx) is the source of this 3853-nucleotide messenger RNA. It is a transcript of the gene ANO7, whose product is annotated as anoctamin 7. Gene Ontology annotation, cellular component: plasma membrane. The transcript has 24 exons. Gene Ontology annotation, molecular function: chloride channel activity; protein dimerization activity. NCBI's taxonomy places the organism in Eukaryota, Metazoa, Chordata, Mammalia, Carnivora, Felidae. The record is from RefSeq and is a predicted model, not a curated record. Gene Ontology annotation, biological process: chloride transmembrane transport; calcium activated phospholipid scrambling. Bases 603 to 3356 code for a protein of 917 amino acids.